This is a messenger RNA of Zerene cesonia (dogface butterfly), 416 nucleotides long. RefSeq names its product small integral membrane protein 20. Gene Ontology annotation, cellular component: mitochondrial inner membrane. Gene Ontology annotation, biological process: mitochondrial respiratory chain complex IV assembly. NCBI's taxonomy places the organism in Eukaryota, Metazoa, Arthropoda, Insecta, Lepidoptera, Pieridae. The coding region runs from base 120 to 344 and encodes 74 amino acids. The transcript has 3 exons. The record is from RefSeq and is a predicted model, not a curated record.
GACAUUGGCUGUCACUUGCUAUAUAAAAUAUAAAUAAGCAUAUAACCUAAAUAGUUUUAAUACUAGAGAUAUAACAAUUAAAAAUAAACAUUUAAAUAAUAAAAAUAUAUAUACUUGUAAUGGUGUUUAACAAAAGAUGGCGUUUUGCAACAUUAAUCGGUGGUCUUGUGGGUCUUAUAGGGCUGACUCUAUAUCCCAUCGCUGUAAGCCCUAUGAUGGACUCUUCAAAAUAUAAGGAAAUCCAGAAAGUAACACGGAAAAAUAUUAAACAAGAAGAAAUACAACCUGGAAAUAUGAAAGUGUGGACAGAUCCAUUUGAUAGGAAGAAACCCCAAAAUGAGUGAUGCUUGUAAAUUGUUAGCUUGUAAAUAUUUUGUUGAUAAUGUUAGGAAAUAUAGAUUUUAAUUAAAAUAGCA